Molecule: messenger RNA, 691 nt
Organism: Populus nigra (black poplar)
Lineage: Eukaryota; Viridiplantae; Streptophyta; Magnoliopsida; Malpighiales; Salicaceae
Product: calcium-binding protein KRP1-like
Exons: 1
Coding region: 183-542 (119 amino acids)
Molecular function (GO): calcium ion binding
Source: RefSeq, a predicted model, not a curated record
UCCUCCCUUUCUAGAUGACCUGUCCCUUAGUUGUCUUCCAUGGCCUCUCCUUCUUGGAAAAUCCAAUUCCCAACUCCCUAUCUAUAUAAACCAAACCCGCGAGCCUAAACAUCCCAAUAACCGCAAGCCAAGUUUCAGUCUCCCUCGCUCCCUCAACACCUUCUCUUCUCCAAAGAAAAAAAAUGACAUCUUCACAAAACCAAAACUCAAACUUUCAAGAUUACUUGCCUCUUAUGGCCAACAAGCUAGGUGGUGAUGGUCUUAUUGGAGAACUAUGCAACGGCUUCAAUCUGUUGAUGGAUGGUGAAAAGGGUGUCAUCACUUUUGAUAGUCUUAAAAAGAACUCAGCUUUAUUGGGUUUGCAAGAUUUGAGUGAUGAUGAUUUAAGGAGUAUGUUAAAAGAAGGCGAUUUUGAUGGUGAUGAAGCACUUAAUCAGAUGGAGUUUUGUGUUUUGAUGUUCAGAUUGAGUCCUGAGUUGAUGGAAGAGUCUCAGUUUUUGUUAGAGGAAGCUCUUCUACAGGAGUUCAAAGAUUCUUGCUAAUCUUUUUUUAAUUAUUAUUAUUAUUAUUAUUAUUAUUUUGACAUUUGUUUCCCAUUUCGUGGGUUUUCUUAUCUUUCUUUUUUACCUGUAAUGACUUAUAUUAUUGAAUCAUUGGAAUAUAGUGAAUGAAGGAUUAGAAAUUGAAACAA